AUGUGCUCCCGUCAGGACAAGGACCAGUGCCACUCACAGGAGCGCUACACCCGGCAGAGCAGCGGCUGUCACAGCUCCGGUGGUGGCUGUCACAGCUCCGGUGGUGGCAGUGGCUGUCACAGCUCUGGUGGUAGCAGUGGUGGCUGUCACAGCUCUGGUGGAGGUGGUGGCUGUCACAGCUCCGGUGGUAGCAGUGGUGGAUGUCACAGCUCCGGUGGUGGCAGUGGUGGAUGUCACAGCUCCAGUGGUAGCAGUGGUGGCUGUCACAGCUCUGGUGGUGGUGGAUGUCACAGCUCCGGUGGCAGCGGUGGCUGUCACAGCUCCGGCGGCUCCAGCUGCCACGCGAAGCCUGUGGUCCAGUAUCACUACCAGCAGCAGCAGCAGCAGCAGCAGCAGCAGCAGCAGCAGCAGCAGCAGCAGGUCCACCAGCUGCCCUCGCAGAAGAUGAAGUGA
Lagopus leucura (white-tailed ptarmigan) is the source of this 453-nucleotide messenger RNA. Its product is annotated as keratin-associated protein 5-4-like. Bases 1 to 453 code for a protein of 150 amino acids. The record is from RefSeq and is a predicted model, not a curated record. The transcript is spliced from 2 exons. Lineage: Eukaryota; Metazoa; Chordata; Aves; Galliformes; Phasianidae.